AUGGAAGGAGCUCUCGAUGACAUCAAAGAGCGGGAACGGGAAGGUAGUUCCUUCCGUAUCAAACCACUGGCUCCCCAGCCAAAUGGCCAAGAGCGAUAUCGAGCGGUUUUCAGUGACAUUUCCAAUUAUGUGCAGACUAUGAUAGCCACCCAAGCGAACCAUCUCGUCAAAGACGGAAUCCUGAGGAAGGGCUGCCUUGUACGACUGAAGUCCUUUCAGUCAAAUGCCAUCAAAGGCAAGAAGAUCCUUAUCAUACUCGAUCUUGAAGUCCUUCAACAUCUUGGCGAAUACGAAAAAAUCGGAGAUCCCAAACCGUUGGAGACCAAGGCAGAAGAUGAGGAGAAAGCAACGCCAACAAUGGUGUCUGGAAACGGGACAUACGGCGCGAAGGCACCAACUUCAUAUGACUCUCGCAAUGUGCGACAGGCAUCGUCUUCUGGCCACGCAACCAUUUAUCCCAUUGAAGCUAUAUCCCCAUAUUCUCAUAAGUGGACUAUUAAAGCACGUUGCACGAGCAAGUCGGCUAUUAAGACAUGGCAUCGCAGUAACUCAGAAGGCAAGCUCUUUAGCGUUAAUCUUUUGGACGACAGUGGCGAAAUCAGGGCGACCGGCUUCAACGACCAGUGUGACUCGCUCUAUGAUCUUUUCCAAGAGGGUUCAGUUUACUACAUCUCAAGUCCAUGUCGAGUUCAGAUUGCCAAGAAGCAAUUCUCUAAUCUAAACAAUGACUACGAGCUCACGUUUGAAAGAGACACCAUUGUCGAAAAGGCCGAGGACCAGGACAGUGUUCCCCAAGUUCGAUUUAACUUCACGACCAUUGGCGAUCUUCAGUCCGUGGAAAAGGAUACAACAAUUGAUGUUAUUGGUGUUCUGAAAGAAGUUGGACCGACUUCCCAAAUUACUUCCAAAACGACGAACAAGCCCUACGACAAACGGGACUUGACUCUUGUCGACAACACCGGAUUCUCUGUUCGACUUACAGUUUGGGGCAAUCUAGCCACGAAUUUCGAUACUUUACCUGAAUCGGUAGUGGCGUUCAAAGGAGUGAAGGUGUCUGAUUUUGGUGGCAGAAGCCUGAGUUUGCUCAGUUCUGGCACCAUGACCGUAGACCCAGACAUUGAAGAGGCACACAGACUCAAGGGUUGGUAUGAUGCACAGGGAAGGUCUGACACCUUUACAUCACACGCUUCGAUGUCGGAUGGAACAACUCCUGGCGGUGGAAAGCUUGACCAAUACAAGACGAUUGCUCAAAUCCGGGAAGAGCAAUUGGGAAUGUCAGAAGCUGCCGACUUCUUCUCCCUGAAAGCAACAAUCAUUUACAUCAAGCAGGACAAUGUGAGCUAUCCAGCAUGCCCUUCACAGGGGUGUAACAAGAAAGUUAGCGAACUAGACCCUGGACAAUGGCGCUGUGAACGAUGCGACAAGACUUAUCCCAAGCCCGAAUAUCGCUACAUCAUGCUUAUCAACGUUAGCGAUCAUACUGGGCAAUUGUGGUUGAACUGUUUCGACGAGGUUGGAAGACUUAUCAUGGGUACAACUGCAGAUGAACUGGUGAAUAUGGAGGCUGAAAACAAGUACGAAACCAGCGAGCUAUUCCAGGAGGCCAACUGCCAGACGUGGAACUUCCGUUGCAAGGCGAAAAUGGAUCACUACGGCGAACAGCAGAGAAUUCGUUAUCAGAUCUCCUCUGCGAAGCCAGUCAAUUAUUCUGACGAAGCUGCGCGAUUGGCGAAUUUCAUCCAGUCGUAUAGUCUUGCCUGAGGGUGUUUUAUUCUUGCUUUGUAUUUCGUGUCUACGUCACAUGUAUGUUCUUUUGUUCGGCACGAGACGGCUGCUGAGAUGCUUGUCCUAUCA
Talaromyces stipitatus ATCC 10500 is the source of this 1854-nucleotide messenger RNA. Its product is annotated as replication protein A 70 kDa DNA-binding subunit. The coding region runs from base 1 to 1761 and encodes 586 amino acids. Gene Ontology annotation, cellular component: DNA replication factor A complex; nucleus. The transcript has 6 exons. Gene Ontology annotation, molecular function: single-stranded telomeric DNA binding; damaged DNA binding. The record is from RefSeq and is a predicted model, not a curated record. Lineage: Eukaryota; Fungi; Ascomycota; Eurotiomycetes; Eurotiales; Trichocomaceae. Gene Ontology annotation, biological process: DNA replication; meiotic cell cycle; telomere maintenance via telomerase.